Molossus molossus (Pallas's mastiff bat) is the source of this 1504-nucleotide messenger RNA. RefSeq names its product zinc finger protein 699 (gene ZNF699). Lineage: Eukaryota; Metazoa; Chordata; Mammalia; Chiroptera; Molossidae. Bases 53 to 1504 code for a protein of 483 amino acids. The transcript is spliced from 4 exons. The record is from RefSeq and is a predicted model, not a curated record.
GGAAGAGUGGGCUUUGCUGGAUCUGGCUCAGAGGAGCCUCUACAGAGAGGUGAUGCUGGAGAACUUCCAGAACCUGGCCUCACUAGGUUUUGAGACUCAACUUAAAAGUAAUGAAUCAGUCACUUUGCAAAAUAUUUAUGGUGAAAAAAUAUCCAAUGAACAGAAGAUAAAUCACAUCAGUGCUCACACUGGAAGCAAACCCUAUCAAUGUAAGGAAUGCGGGAAAGCUUUCCAUUUUCUUGCUUGUUUCAAGAAGCACAUGAAAACUCCCACGGAAGAGAAACCCUAUGAAUGUAAGGAAUGUACCAAAGCCUUCAGAUGUUCUUCAUUCUUUAGGGCACAUAUGAAGAUUCACACUGGAAAGACAAACUAUGAAUGUAAGGAAUGUGGGAAAACCUUUAGCUGUUCUUCCUCCCUCACGGAACACAGAAGAAUUCAUAGUGGAGAUAAGCCUUAUGAAUGUAAGGAAUGUGGGAAGGCCUUUAGUUGCUCCUCCUCACUCUCCAAACACAAGAGGAUUCACAGUGGAGAUAAGCCAUAUGAAUGUAAAGAAUGUGGGAAGGCUUUUAGUUCUUCCUCUCACCUCAUCAUACAUAUAAGAAUUCAUACUGGAGAGAAGCCUUACGAAUGUAAAGAGUGUGGAAAGGCCUUCAGUGAGUCCUCAAAACUCACUGUACAUGUCAGAACACAUACAGGAGAGAAACCCUACAAAUGUAAGGAAUGUGGGAAGGCCUACAAUUGUCCCUCCUCCUUAAGUAUCCAUAUGAGAAAACACACUGGAGAGAAACCCUAUGAAUGUCUGGAGUGUGGAAAAGCCUUCUAUCUUCUUACUUCCCUUAAUACGCACGUGAAAAAUCAGAGUAGAGAGAAACCCUAUGAAUGUAAGGAAUGUGGAAAAGCCUUUAGCUGCCCCUCGUCUUUUAGAGCACAUGUGAGAGAUCACACUGGAAAGACACAAUAUGAAUGUAAGGAAUGCGGGAAGGUCUUUAGUCGCUCCUCAUCCCUCACUGAACACCUGAGAACUCACAGUGGAGAGAAGCCUUACGAAUGUAAGGAAUGUGGGAAAACCUUCAUUAGUUCCUCCCACCUUACAGUACAUGUAAGAACUCACACUGGAGAGAAACCUUAUGAAUGUAAGAAAUGUGGAAAGGCCUUUAUUUAUCCUUCAGCUCUUAGGAUCCACAUGAGAACACACACUGGGGAGAAACCCUAUGAAUGUAAGGAGUGUGGGAAAGCCUUUCGUCAUUCUUCAUACCUAACUGUACAUGCCAGAAUGCACACCGGCGAGAAACCGUUUGAGUGUCUGGAAUGUGGGAAAGCCUUCAGUUGUCCUUCCUCCUUUCGAAGACAUGUGAGAAGCCACACUGGAGAGAAACCAUAUGAAUGUAAGGAAUGUGGGAAAGCCUUUGUUUGCUUUUCAAACCUCAGGCAACAUGUGAGGUCUCACACUGGGGAGACAUCCCAUGACUGUAAUAAAGUAGGAAAUUGUUGCUCAUCUUUCUGA